Numida meleagris (helmeted guineafowl) is the source of this 2936-nucleotide messenger RNA. Its product is annotated as CUB and zona pellucida-like domain-containing protein 1. The transcript has 9 exons. The record is from RefSeq and is a predicted model, not a curated record. NCBI's taxonomy places the organism in Eukaryota, Metazoa, Chordata, Aves, Galliformes, Numididae. Gene Ontology annotation, cellular component: cell surface. The coding region runs from base 35 to 1843 and encodes 602 amino acids.
AAACCCCCAGCUGCUAACCUCAGCUGCCAUCAAAAUGCGGGUGCUCAGACAGCUCCUCCUGCUGCCUCUCUUAGCUGCUCUGGCUUUGGCUGAAGACAACUCGAUAGAAUUCGUGGGUGUGCCUCGCUGCGGCGCUUCGUUUUCCGACCCCUCCAAAGCAUUUAAGAUAGGCCUCAAUUCAAAUGCAAACUGUGUCUGGCACAUUCAGAGAAGUGAAAAUCAAACAAUUAGGCUCAUCUUCUCCUAUUUUAAAUUUAAUCCUUCUUCAACCUGCGAAACAGAAAACAUUAAAGUCUAUGAUGGUCCCUCAUCUAAUUCAGCUCUUCUUGGACAAGUAUGUAACAACACCGACGCAGUCCCAGUGUUCCAAUCAUCUUCAAACAGCCUGACUUUUCUCGUUACAACAAACUCUGUGGCUUUCGCACGAAACUUCUUUGCCUUCUAUUACUUCUUCUCACCAGAAACAACAACUGAAAAUUGCGGGGGAAGCUUAACUGGUCCCAAUGGGACAUUUACCAGCCCCAACUACCCAGCAGCUUACCCUGCAUUUACAUACUGUGUCUGGCACAUACAAACAGCAAAAAACUCGAAGAUAAGCUUAGAGUUUCAGGAUUUUUUCCUGGAGCUAGAUCAAAACUGCCAGUUUGAUUUUCUGGCAGUCUACGAUGGCCUCACCACUAACACUGGCUUAAUUGGAAAAGCAUGCGGUGUUUCUCGACCCACGUUUGAAUCCUCUUCAAAUGCCAUGACAGUCGUGUUGUCUACAGACUAUGCCAACUCCUACAGAGGAUUCUCUGCUCGAUAUACCAGCAUUCUGCCAAGUCCCCCAGAGCCUGACACAUCCCUUAUAUGCUCCUCAGACAGAAUGACAAUUGUUCUGAGCAAGGCUUACCUGGAUUCACUUGGCUACAAUGAAACUCACCUACACCUGAACGACCCAUCCUGCAGGCCUGUUACAACAGAUCAAGUGAUCUUUUCCUUCCCAUUAAGCAGCUGUGGAACAAUUAAGAAGGAUGAAGGUCAGAGCAUCACUUACACCAACAUCAUAACUCUCUCUGAAAGUGGCAACAUCAUCACUCGCAAAAAGAUCGUACAGAUCACUGCAAAAUGCAUAAUGGAAAACAAUUCAACCCUAGAAGUCAUUUAUGUAACAGAAAACAAUAUAAUCCAGAACACAACCUCUGUGGGAAGAUACAAUGUUAGCAUGUCAUUCUAUGAUUCAGAUUCAUUCUCCAGCCCUGUACUUGAGUCCCCAUAUUAUGUGGAUUUGAACCAAACUCUUUUUGCUCAAGUCAGUCUUCAUUCCACUGACCCAGACCUUUUGGUGUUCAUUGAUACCUGCAUAACAUCACCACAACCUGAUUUUCGGUCAAUAACAUAUGACUUAAUCAGAAGUGGCUGUAACAAAGACAACACUGUGGUAACCUAUCCACCCCUGGAGCACUAUGGAAGAUUCAAAUUUAAUGCCUUCAGGUUCCUGAGAAGCGCUCCAUCAGUUUAUCUCCAGUGUGAUAUUUUAAUUUGUGACAGCAACAACGUGAACUCUCGCUGUACCAAAGGCUGUGUCUCCAGGCAAAAGAGAGAUACUUCUUCAUACAGCUGGAAAACCAAGGCUGUAGUAGGUCCUAUCCGCCUGAAACGAGAUCGCAGGGCUGCUGAUCAUCUAGAAUCCCUCACAAGGACAGAGGCUGAAGAAGCCCCAAACCUGCAACGCUACAGCUUCUACACUCUUUCAUUUGUGGUUUUGGCUUCAAAUAUUAUCAUUGUGGUAGCUGUGAUACUAAAACAUCAUAUCAAAUGCCAAUCAGGAUAUGGCUACCAAAAAAUCCAAAGUUCAUAUUAACCAUUUGUCAGUGUGGUGAAUUUGUGACGACUUCAGAUUGAUCACUCAAAGAGGGGAGAGGGGAAAAACAAACAAACAAACAAACAGUCCUGGAAUGCAACAAGACUUGGAAACACACUUCAAUCUUUUUAAUUAUUAAAAAAAAAAAAAUACAGAAAAAACAGACUCCUCAACCUAGAGGUGCAUCUUAAAUCAUUGAGUUAGAACACUGCUGUCUAUUCUAGGGUUUUUGUUUAGAAAACAUCUAAAACACUAACUUUAGAUGUAAUUUUACACAUCUGAAGUAUGAGAUAAUUUCAGUCCUUAUUAAAAAAACAACUCUGUACAUUUUCAAAUCAUUUUGAAACUGCACUUCACAUGAGUUAAGCUGAGGGACAACUGUGAGAUACCUGUUCUACACAAACUGUCCUGUCUUUGCAAUCUACUUUUGUGGGUUGCUGAUGGUCUUCAAGAGACACCAGUUUUCUUGUACUUGCCUACUAUGUUCCCCUUCUUGCCAACACUUGCUGCCCCAUCUACAGCUUUUGCUCAAAGCACUUUAAGACACUGAAUAUAACCAAUAUCUGUCAAAGUUAGGAGUCCAUGUACAGGCAAAGUUAAAUGGUGCACCUCAGAUUUUGAAGAGCAAUAAACAGAAUGAAGUAUGAAGACUGACCUUCCAAUAAAGAGGGACUUUGAGCCAUUUCUACCUCCUCAAAUGACAGCAGAUCAGAUCCCAACAAGUUACAGUAAAUACAACGCAAUAAGGCUAUUUCUUUGGCCUCAAGUGCCAAAACGCAGCAGAUCCUACCCCAGCACAUUCUACUUGGCCAAGGAGAUCCCCUUGGGAAGAAGCUGCAUGGAUUGUUCCUGCAUGGAUUGAUUAAUUUAGGGAGGAAAAAGUAUAACAGUCUUGCUUUAGGGAUCAUUUACGGAGCCUAUAUUCCUAACGUGGGUGCCUGUAGAACCAGGAAGAAUUUCAAAGAGCGCAGGUUGCAACUUCUCCCUCUCUAUGCCUGAUUUUUACACAGCUUAAAUUAAGCAGUGCAGGUACUACCAUUUCUUUUACAGAUGGAGUAAUAAACAGUUUUGUCAGGAGUCCCGUUAAAAUAAA